GGACUGUGAAUUUGCUAGGGGCCUAAAUAUGGGAUACAGAUGUUGUGAGAUUAAUGCACGCAGCAACUCACAAGCAUUCAAUAGAGACUAAACGCAUCCUUAUAAUUCUAAUACAGUCAAACCUCGCAAUAAUGCGAAUUCGGAUAUAACGCGAUCAUAAGUUGGCUCCCCUUUAAGGCCGUAAUACUGUUUGCAUUUUACCGGAAUACUUUUUUUACGACAUUUUUAAAUAAACCGUGUUCUUCCGGUCUUAUAAGAUAAAGUGACUCGUGGCCAUUGCAGGCCCACUGCACUUAGUUCUCGGGUUGUACAUGUGUAUGGUGUUUGCCUAUGAACUUGUUAUUAGUUUCCUAUAUUUUUUUAAAAAAAUAUUUUACCAUUAUGGAUACGCCAUUCGCAAAUGCAAGUCAUUUUCUGCCCAAGAGAAAUUGUACGCCCUGGAUCAACUAAAGAAGGGCAAACAACAAACUCAGCUUGCUAGAGAUCUGGGAAUUAGCGAGUCCACUCUGCGAGUGUGGAAAAAAGAAGAAAAGCUCUGUAGCCUACCCUGCAUUCUUGAAGAGGAAACUGGUUUACAGUGUAAAAAGGUCAAGUUUGCUAAUGACGAAAGCCUAGAUUCAGCCUUGUACCAAUGGUUUGUCCAGGCUUGCUCAGAAGGAGUUCCCGUUUCUGGCCCUAUUCUGAAAGCUCAAGAGAGAAAUUCAAUCGCCUUAUCAAUGGAAAUGAAUCCAAAUUUAAGGCGAGUAAUAGCUGGCUGGACAGAUUUAAGAAAAGGCACAUUAUAAGCCAAGUUCUUGUGUCGGGGAAAUCCAUUCAGCUGAUAAAGAGGCUGCUGAUUCCUACCCAGUUGAGCUUAAAAUGUUGCUGGAGGAAGGUUGCUACACAGCCGAUCAAGUUUACAACUGCGAUGAGACUGGUUUAUACUUUAAAAUGUUACCCAAUCGCACCCUCGCAACCAGGACUGAUAGUCACAAAUGAGAAGGCUUUAAGCAGAGGAAGGACCGAGUCACUCUCUUUAUGGCUGCCAGACUUGUUGACGCAAAACAAGUCAGAUCUCUGAUGAUCGGAAAAGCGAGGUCUCCCAGAUGUUUUCAUCAUGUUAAUAGGAAGGCCCUUCCCUUUGAAUAUACCAACAGCAAGAAUGCAUGGAUGAAUAGCUCCAUAUUUGAAGACUGGUUCCAUAAAACUUUCGUGCCAGCCAUUUGGGCUCCUUUGCAAAAACUCAAGCAAGAGGAAAAAGCUCUCCUCCUGCUGGAUAAUUGCCCUGCUCACCCCACAAGGAAAAUCUUGUCAGUUGUGAUGGCAAGAUUAAAAUCUCAUCUCCCGAAGAACUCUACGUCAGAAAUCCAGCCACUGGACUAAGGCAUCAUAUCUGUAUUUAAGCAAAACUAUCAUAGUGAAAUGAUUAAGCGGAUGGUAGCGGAUAACACCUCCUCCACCGACACAUCACUGGCGUAACUCAACUUGAAAGAAGUCUGUCACCUCGGCGGGAAAGCCUGGGAUGCUAUCUCUGCACGUUGCAUUGAAUGAUGCUGGAUAAAGGGUCUUGGUCCAGUUUUUCUGUCAUCUACACACGAUGAUGGUAAUGACAACGAGCUUGAAUUUACAAGAUUCAUUGAAGACAACGUACGUUUAGCCCAAGAAGCACUCAGAGAAUAUGAGCACAGUCAUCAUGAUAUCCUCAACUGGUUUUCAGCAGAUGACAUCUGCCCCAUAUAUGAACACAUCUCAGAUGACGAAAUUGUUGCAAACGUCAGUGGGAAGAAUGAAGCUGCACCAUCAGAGCCCGAAACCAGUGGCGCUAAUGACAAUGACAAGGAUGGUGGCACCUCAACUCCUCCACCAAAAGUGUCCAAGGUAGUAAAGCACCUAGAAGCCAGUUUGAGGUGCUGGAAACUCAAGACGUGGACAGCGUCAAAAUCCUCCAACUCAGAAGCAUUCUUGACUUUGCUAGAAGCCAACAGCAAAUAAACAGACCACACUAGAUAGCUUUUUUUAAGAAGUGAUGAAAUUUAAAAUUGACUUUGCACUCUGUGCAAUGAUUAGUAUAGUCGAUUUCACAUGUUUCUUUCAUGUACAUGUAAUUAAAUUAUUACUUUUGUGUUUAAAACACGCUGGGAUAACCAUGGUUUUUAACAAGACUUAAACUGACUGGCUUGAAAUGGUAAAUUUUUGUAACCCCGCUAAAAAGCGACCCCACAUUUAUUGCUAUCAAAUUUUUUGGACCCCAAUUAUCGCAUUAUAGCGGGGUUUCACUGUAGUUAUUUUAACAAUAUUAACACACAGGUGAGCCAGACUGAUUCCAGUUGUGUGUUUGUCGGUCUUCAGUUGAGACAAGGGGACCGUGGCAUAAACUAGAACCUGGUCUGCCAGCAUCAGAGUGGAAUCACCACCCAAGGGCACCAGAACUCCUGCUUCUAGCCUCUGAGUAAAGCUGGAUUCAGACUCCCAGCUCCUGAGCACAGGAAGAUCUGCACCUGCAGUGAAGAAUAUGAGACGAGGUGGUUGCUGAGUGAAGAAACUGUUGCAUCUGCUAUGGAGUCAGGUACCUGUGUAAUGCUCCCACUAGUUUCCUGCCUCCACUCGCUGCAGCUCUGGACCGUCCUGCUUCUGGCCUUAGCAGUCUCUUCACAUGGCGUCUGGUCUCUUCGCUCCCGGAGUCCCCUUGCUCCCCGGCCACUCUGUGCCCGUCGCAGUCCCUCAGCUGCCAGGCCUGUUUGCAUUUGGGACAAGAUCUCACCAUCAGAGAGAGACUCUCGCUUCAUCACACUGCGCCAGCGAUCUCUGACACCACGGGAUGGGGAGCUGCGUCAUGUGAUGCGGCUGAGGCGCCAGGCCCCAGGGGCCCGGCCUGCCACCCCCUCUGGGUUUGAGGAAGGGCUACCUUCAUCCCAGUACCCCUGGGCCAUUGUAUGGGGCCCCACAGUGUCAGAUGAGGAUGGAGGUGAUCCCAACUCAGCCAAUCCAGGCUUCCCACCUCUGGGUUACACCUUUGUUUCACCACACGGGAUGGCAACGGCACAACCCAACUCCCACUCGCUGCUGCACAAUGCGGGGCUCAACCUGCGGGAGACCCCUGCCACGCUGAGGCCCUUCUUGUUUGCGCCCCGGGGGGAAGGUGUGGAUCCUCAGCUGUAUGUUACUAUCACAAUCUCCAUCAUUAUUGUCCUAGUUGCCACCGGGAUAAUAUUCAAGUUCUGCUGGGACCGUAGUCAGAAGCGUCGUCGUCACUCUGGCCAGCAGAGUGGGGUGCGGCAGCAGGAGAGUCAGCAGCCACUCACAGACCUGUCGCCCACCACAGUCAGCAUCCUCGGACCCUAUGGAGACACAGUGGUCCCGACACCUGAGACGGAGGAGCCCAGGCAGGUCCAGGAGGGUGUAGAGAAACUGGGGGGCCAGGGGAAGAGCAGGACCUUCCAGCUCAACCGGAUUCCACUGGUAAACCUGUGAGAGCAGCAGAGCUGGCUUCCACAACCCCUCUUGUCACGUCCAGGGAGUGUUCUGUUGCCUCUGCUACACCAGAAACAAGUUGCUUGUGCCACAACUUUCCACCACCAUCAUUAACUUAACCAUCCCAGGAUGUGCUUGGGCAAUGGACAGACUGGGCCUCACUGGUCCCAUGCUGGGGGAGAGAAAGCAUGGGGAUAACCCACAAGAUGGGGUGACAAGGGAGCGGGGGGUGCAAGAGCAGUUGGUGUUGUGAAAUCUAAACCCCCUGACCCUCACCCAACAUACACAAUGCACUUUGAUCUCUGAGAAUAACCCACCAGUGCAUGCCUAACAUGGGGGUACGGGAGGUGGAGAGGCAAGGUCCUACCCCCAGUCCCAGUCUGUUUGUUCCUUCCUGUGUCGUGUGCUUUGAAGUGUCUUCCGAAUAGCUGGAGCUCCAUGGUUGCAGAAUUCCCAGCCUUAGGCAGGGAUUCCGAUGGGGUGGGGGGGUGUCUUCUGCUAAGGCCUUGACCUCUCCUAAGGGACCCAGGUACUGGCAGCAGCUACUGGUGGGUGUUGGGAAGACCUCACUCAGCACCUGCCCCCCCCCUUCCAUGGGGGAACCUUGCAUCUCCCUCUGUAAGUCCUGUCUCUUUGUUUUCUCUUUCUCCCAAUGCUCCUCCUUCUCUCUGUCUCUUCCUCUAUAACCUGGAAAUCAUCAUCUUUUCUCUCUCACUGGGAAAGGCUGCAGAAUAGUUUCCAUACUCGCCCUGCUUCCAGGCACUCAGAUCUUUUAGACCCCAGCUGUCAGGGUUCCCUCCUCACUCUGAACUACAGGAUACAGAUGUGGGGACACUCAUGAAAGACCCCCUAAGCUUAUUUCUACCAGCUUAGGUUAAAACUUCCCCAAGGCACAAAUCUCUAUUUGUCCUUGGACUGAGGUAUGCUUCCACCACCAAGUGAUUUAGACAAAGAAUCAGGGAAAGGACCACUUGGAGUUCCUAUUCCCCCAAAAUAUCCCCCCAAGCCUACACCCUCCUUUCCUGGGGAGGCUUGAAAAAUAAACAAGGUGAGCACAAACCAGACCCUUGGGUUUGUAGGACACUAAAAACCCAAUCAGAUUCUUAAAAAACAAAACUUUAUUAUACAGAAAAAAGAGUAAAAGAAGCAUCUCUGUAAAAUUAGGAUGGAAGGUAAUUUUACAGGAUAAUCAGAUUCAAAACACAGAGGAUUUCCCUCUAAGCAAAACUUAAGUUACAAAAAAACAGGGAUAAACCUCCCUGCAGCACAGGGAAAAUUCACAAGCUAAAACAAAAGAUAAACUAAUGCAUUUCCUUGCUUUGCUUACAAUUUUUGUAAUCUAGAUGCUUAGUUCAAGUAGGGCUUUGGGAGAUGUAUUUUCCCUGUCCUCAUUCCUUGCUGACCCAGAGAGAACCAACAAAGAGAACAAAGCAAAAACCAUCCCCCACAGAUUUGAAAGUAUCUUCUCCCCUUAUUGGUCUUUUUGGUCAGGUGCCAACCAGGUUACCUGAGCUUCUUAACACUUUACAGGUAAGGAGGGAUUUUAUGAUACCCUUAGCUGUAUGUUUAUGACAUGCCCCGCAAAUCAUAGACCGUGCUGGACAGCCUGCUUCACACUGACUGUGAUUUCUUCCUGGAGCUCUAGGAGAAAACAGAAUAAAUAAGACACAUACACCUUUAGAUAUACUACUGAUUACAUAAAAAUUCACAAUAUUUUUCACAUUUCAAGGAUGAUUUUAACCAGUUGAUUCUGGGAAACUUUCACAGGAGAGUGCAUCAGCCACUUUGUUAGAAGUUCCUGAAAUGUGUUGUAUUUCAAACUCAAAAUCUUGAAGAGCUAAACUCCACUGAAGAAGUUUUUUGUUAUUGUCCUUGACGAUACAAAGCCACUGUAGCGCAGCAUGGUCGGUUUGCAGGUGGAAACACCGUCCCCAAACGUAUGGGCAUAGCUUCUCCAGAGCGUAGACAAUGGCGUAACAUUCCUUUUCGCUGAUUGACCAGUGGCUUUCCCUCUCAGACAGUUUUUUUUGCUGAGAAAUACAACAGGAUGGAAUUCUUGAUCCGGUCCUUCCUGCAUUAAAACUGCUCCUACACCACGCUCGGAUGCAUCUAUAGUGACCAGGAAAGGUUUGUCAAAGUCUGGAGCCCUUAGCACAGGGUCAGAGAUGAGUGUCGCUUUAAGCUGGUGAAAGGCGUUCUGAGACACUUCAGUCCACUGAACUGCAUCUGGCUGUUUCUUUUUGGUUAAAUCUGUCAGUGGGGCGGCAAUUUGGCUGUAGUGUGGUACAAAUCGCCUGUAAUAUCCAGCCAAGCCUAAGAAGGAUUGGAUCUGUUUCUUUGACUUUGGGACAGGCCACUUUUGGAUAGCAUUCACUUUAGCCUGUAGGGGGUUGAUAGUUCCUUGACCCACCUGGUGUCCAAGGUAAGUCACUCUGUUUAGGCCUAUUUGAUGCUUUUUAGCCUUAACGUUUAGUCCUGCCUGCCUUAUGCAGACUUUUUGCAGAUGCUCCAGGUGUUCUGCCCAUGAAUCAGAAAAGAUGGCCACAUAGUCAAGGUAGGCGACUGCAGAUUCUCCUAAUCCUGCUAGGAGACUAUCUACAAGCUUCUGGAAAGUAGCAGGUGCAUUUCGCAGCCCAAAAGGGAGCAUAUUAAAAUUCAUACAGCCCUACAUGGGUGAUGAAGGCUGACCUUUCCUUGGCGGAUUCAUCCAGUGGUACUUGCCAGUACCCCUUGGUUAAGUCUAAGGUAGAGAUGAACUGGGCCCGCCCCAGUUUCUCCAAUAGCUCAUCUUUGAGUGGCAUUGGAUAGUUGUCUGGGUGAGUUACAGCAUUUAGCUUAUAGUAGUCCACGCAAAAACGUAUCUCCCCAUCUGGUUUGGGAACUAGAACCACUGGAGACGACCAUGCACUGUUAGAGGGGUGGAUUACACCCAUUUGUAGCAUGUUCUGGAUCUCCGUUCUAUAGCAGUUUUGGCUUGAGGAGACACCUGGUAAGGUUGGGCUCUAAUUGGGUGAGCAUUACCUGUGUCAAUGGAGUGGUAUGCCCUUUCGGUUGAUCCUGGGGUGGCUAAGAUCAUCGGUGUGAAGCUAGUGCACAGCUCCUUGAUCUGCUGUCGCUGCAUACAACCAAGGGUCAUGGAGUGGUUCACCUCUUCCACACCACUGUCACUUUUUCCUUCGUAGUAGACCCCUUCGGGCCACUCAGCGUCAUCUCAUCCAUGGGCUGUAAACUGACAAACCUUUAAUUCCCUGGAAUAAAAGGGCUUUAGAGAAUUAAAAUGGUAUGCUUUAGGCUUUUGGUUUGAGGUGGGGAAUGCUAUGAGAUAGUUAACAGCACCCAAGCGCUCUUGGACCGUGAAUGGCCCUUCCUAUGACGCUUCCAUCUUAUGGGUCUUGAGAGCCUUCAAGACCAUAACCUCGUCCCCUACUUUGAAGGAACGCUCUCUGGCAUGGUUAUCAUACCAGGCUUUUUGCUCUUCCUGAGCAUCUUUUACGUUUUCUCUAGCAAGGGCUAAAGAGGUUCAGAGGGUAUUUUGUAGGUUGGUUACAAAGUCCAGAAUGUUAGUUCCUGGAGAAGGUAUAAACCCCUCCCAUUGCUGCUUCACCAACUGUAAUGGCCCCUUAACCUCACGGCCAUACACAAGUUCAAAUGGUGAAAACAUAAACUGGGGCGUGGUACAGCUCGGUAGGCAAAGAGCAACUGCUGCAACACUAGGUCCAAUCAUUGGAGUGCUCAUUUAUGAAUUUACGUAUCAUGCCCCCCAAAGUUCCAUUAAAUUUCUCCACCACGCCAUUUGUUUGAUGGUGGUAAGGGGUGGCAACCAAGUAGUUCACCCCAUGAGCUUUCCACAGGCUUUUCAUGGUCCCUGCCAGGAAAUUAGUUUCUGAAUCCAUAAGGAUGUCGGAGGGCCAACCUACCCUGGCAAAAAUGUCUGUUAAUGCCUGGCACACACUUUUAGCCCUGGUGUUGCUUAGAGCUACCGCUUCCGGCCAUCGGGUGGCAAAAUCCAUGAAAGCCAGUAUGUACUGCUUUCCUCUGGGUGUCUUUUUUGGAAAAGGACCCAGAAUAUCCACAGCUACUCACUGAAAGGGAACCUCAAGGAUGGGGAGUGGCUGAAGAGGGGCUUUGACCUGGUCUUGAGGUUUUCCCACUCUUUGGCAUACCUCACAAGACGGGACAUAGGUCGAAACAUCCUUGCCCACUCCCUCCCAGUGGAAGGACUUCCUCAAACGGUCUUUGGUUCUGUUCACCCCAGGAUGGCCACUAGGAUGAUCGUGGGCUAAGCUAAAGAGCUUUACCCGGUACUUAGUUGGAACUACCAGCUGUCUCUUUCUACAACAAACCGGGAUUGAUUAGAAGAGCUGAGAGGCAGUUUGGUCUCCUCUCCAAGGUGAUGUUUUCAGAAAGCUUGAGGCAAAAUCCUCUAGCCAUUUUGUAGUUCAGGACGUAUGAAAAACAAUCCUGAGCAAGGUAACUGCCCUGCAUACAAUCCUGAGCAAGUCUUUUAUAGGGCUACUGCAAAAGCUGAUGAAGCAUAACGCAUGGAGAUGGCUGGCUGGACAGAACUCUUACUGGGAACUGGGGCUUUGGCUAGGUGUUUGGUGGGGAAGUGGCUUGGAUUUAACAAAGAUCUGAUGAUGGUUUCAGCUGAGCCUUCUAUCAGGACCCAAGCAGCCCAAAUGGGGUGAGGAAAGGGCAGCGGAGGCAGUGAGGGAUUGAUGCCAUGGGACAGGCAAAGAGGGGACCCACCCUGUCCAUGUUGCAAAAGGGAGCAGUUCAGAGGCCACACAUGGGAAUGUUUUGAGGGUGCUAUAUACCAUUCAGUUACUCCUGGACUGCUCCCAGUCCACCAGACAGCACUUGUGAGAGACAGAAAGAAGGACAGACAGAGGUGGGAUAUUCACAGACAAUUAGGAUGGGGCCAAAUGCCUAGGACACAACGGUUAUGUUGUCACUGCCAGAAAAGGUGUGUUUGUACAAUCCUAGUGGAGACAAAGCUCUGAGUCUCUGCCAUGAUGGAGCUAGUUGAGGUCAACUAUUGACCUCAUCUACCUAUCUUGCAGUAAUAAGUGCCUGUGCCUUGUCCCCACUAGGAUUUUACAGUGAGCUAGCCAACAUGAGAUAGUCAUCUCAGCGUAAAGAAACCACUUUGUUUGUGAAGACAUAGCCAAAGAGCAAAGACUCCACAGCACAGAGACCUUCAGUAGAUAAACCACAGGAGCAAGAAAAGCCCUGGUCCUGCCCAAUAGCCCAGCUGUGCAAAGCAAUUCACUGGAUCUUAGUAGCAGAACGUCAUCAUUUCAAGCUUUGCCACCACUAAAUUGAUUUGUGUUUCAAAUGUUAAAUUCUCCAGGGUUACUUGGGUCCCACAAGAAACGCCAUUGUCUCCCUUUAUUCUCUUCUUAAUGCCUGUCCAGAUAGAACCACCUCUACCUGGUGGAGGGGGAAAGAGACCAAAUGGUUUGAUGUAUUUUCUAUUUAAUUCACUGACAAGGCUAUUGAUAGGGACAUGAAAAAGUUACCUGUAAUUACCUUUAUAAAACACAACAAACAAACAAUAGACAUUUGGAAAUGCUGAUGUUUAAGUAAAAUUACAGGCUUAUUUUUU
This is a messenger RNA of Chelonia mydas (Green sea turtle), 9058 nucleotides long. It is a transcript of the gene PIANP, whose product is annotated as PILR alpha associated neural protein. NCBI's taxonomy places the organism in Eukaryota, Metazoa, Chordata, Testudines, Cheloniidae. The transcript has 6 exons. Gene Ontology annotation, cellular component: membrane. The record is from RefSeq and is a predicted model, not a curated record. Gene Ontology annotation, biological process: regulation of immune response. The coding region runs from base 2536 to 3450 and encodes 304 amino acids.